Messenger RNA from Anopheles cruzii, 5902 nucleotides. It is a transcript of the gene sgg, whose product is annotated as glycogen synthase kinase-3 beta. Gene Ontology annotation, molecular function: ATP binding; protein serine/threonine kinase activity. The transcript has 8 exons. Bases 529 to 1992 code for a protein of 487 amino acids. The record is from RefSeq and is a predicted model, not a curated record. Gene Ontology annotation, biological process: signal transduction; protein phosphorylation; negative regulation of canonical Wnt signaling pathway. Gene Ontology annotation, cellular component: cytoplasm; axon; nucleus. NCBI's taxonomy places the organism in Eukaryota, Metazoa, Arthropoda, Insecta, Diptera, Culicidae.
GCGAAUGAACGAGAAGUCGCACUGGCCACCGACCGCGUUCUUUGUAGGCACCGCGAAGGACAAGGAUUUGCUCGACGCCAGCUUCCCAAUCGUCGUCCGCAGUGUGGUGACACGGCACGGGAAAUUGUCAGCCGUAAGCGCACUUUGUAAGCAGCGCGUGAGCGUAAACGUCGUUGUCGCCACAGCGUGAGCCUCAAUCCACGCGCGCCCGUCUCUGUGUGUGUGUGCGUGUAUGUGUAGGAAAGGCAAGUGUUCGUGCGUGCACACCCACCGGUGAGCGGUGAGCAAAAAGGGUGAGCCGAAGUGAUUAAACGCGUGGAAACGCGUGAGAGUGGUGAAGAGUGAGAACUAUACGCGCGGCAGCGGCGUACCUGGUGUGGUGUGGUGUGUAGUGGUGUGUGCGAGUAGAGGAGUGCGUGGGUGUCCGAGCAGCUAUCGAGGGCGCGUCGGAGAGAGAGAGAGAUAUUAGCGUGAGUAGCGUGAAACGAAGUGAAGAAAACGGAGCCAUCAAACGACAACGGCGGAGACAUGAGCGGUCGGCCCAGGACUACCUCGUUUGCCGAGGGUAACAAACAGCCAAAUUGUCCCGUGAUGGGGGCAAUGAAAAUAAUAAGUAAGGACGGCUCCAAAGUGACAACGGUUGUAGCAACACCCGGACAAGGCCCCGACAGACCGCAGGAAGUGUCAUACACAGAUACUAAGAUAAUUGGCAAUGGAAGCUUCGGCGUCGUCUUCCAGGCGAAACUCUGUGAUACGGGCGAGCUAGUCGCCAUCAAGAAGGUGUUACAGGACAAACGAUUUAAGAACCGUGAACUACAGAUUAUGCGACGGCUAGAACACUGUAACAUCGUUAAGCUAAAGUACUUCUUCUACUCCAGUGGCGAAAGGAAGGACGAAGUUUAUCUGAACUUAGUGCUCGAAUAUAUCCCAGAGACGGUUUACAAAGUCGCUCGUCACUAUGCUAAGAACAAGCAAACGAUACCAAUCAACUUCAUCCGACUUUACAUGUAUCAAUUAUUCAGAAGUCUGGCUUACAUUCACUCGCUGGGCAUCUGCCACCGUGACAUCAAACCACAGAACCUUCUGCUCGACCCGGAGACGGCCGUGCUGAAGCUGUGCGACUUUGGCAGCGCCAAGCAGCUGCUGGACGGCGAACCGAACGUGUCGUACAUCUGCUCCAGAUAUUAUCGGGCCCCGGAGUUGAUAUUCGGUGCGAUUAACUACACCACCAAGAUCGAUGUGUGGAGUGCGGGCUGCGUUCUAGCGGAGCUGCUGCUCGGCCAACCGAUUUUCCCCGGUGACUCCGGCGUCGAUCAGCUGGUCGAAAUCAUCAAGGUCCUCGGCACGCCGACACGGGAACAAAUCAAAGAAAUGAAUCCCAACUACACGGAGUUCAAAUUCCCGCAGAUCAAGAGCCACCCGUGGCAAAAGGUGUUCCGGACGCGCACCCCACCGGAUGCGAUCGCUCUCGUGUCCCGGCUGCUCGAGUACACGCCGGGCACCAGGAUCACCCCGAUGCAAGCCUGCGCCCAUCCGUUCUUCAACGAGCUGCGGGAAGGCAGCAAGAGCCUGCCGAACGGGCGCGACUUUCCACCACUGUUUAACUUCACAGAGCAAGAGCUUGCCAUUCAGCCGAGCCUGAACCUGAUCUUGAGGCCCAGAAACCCGAACGACAUCGCGGCCAAGGCCUCGUCCAGCGGUGCCUCCAUGGAGGGUGGCAGCGGCGGCGGCAGCGGCAACGGAGGUGGUGUGGCAGGCGGCAGCUCGUCGGGUGCUGGUGGCGCGAACAGUAGUACCAGCAGUGGCGGCGGCGGUGGCGGCGUCGGUGCCGGUGCCGGCGGUGCCAGCAGCAAUAACGAUCCGAUCAACCUGCCGCAGCAGUCGUGUGGCGGUGCAUCAGGCGGCGGCCCGGACGACAUGACGACGACCGCGGGAGGCGACAGCAACGCAUGCCCACCUUCGGCAGCUGCCGCCACCUCAUCGAUGGGUUAGCUUUAAACAACUGUUGCGUGUAUCGAAAUGUGUGCGGAAACAUCAACAAAACUCGGGUCUCUUCGCGCGCCCAAUACGCUGCGUCGCGCUGGACGCCUCUCUGCUGGAGGCGCGUAACAACGGAACGGAACGGAACGGGGUGGACACAAAAAGGGCAUAAAAUCAAGAUGUGAACAGAAAUUUAAAUAUAGUCUUGUUUCGCUUUAGUGGAAGAGAAUGGGGAAGGUUCUCUCGGUGGAUGUUGAUGAUGGAGAGCCACGCAUUGUUGACCCACGUGUAGACGAGUGCAGCAGCAGGCAAACAAUAGAACAUCGCACAGACAGAAAAAAAGAUACAGCGAGAGAGAGAGAGAGAGAGAGUGAGUGAGAGAGAGAAGACAAAUAGGAUGGGAGGUGACAGACGGCCGCAAGAGACGAUUGUUUGAACCUUUAUUAAUAUUAUUAAUUUUAAUUAUUAUUUAAAAAUGAACGAAGCAACGUGUGCGCUGCGCCGCUUCCCUGCUUGCUGAGGUGUGUGCGCAGCGCGUUGAAGGUACAUUUCAAACGAAAUCCUUUUUUCCUCUUCAAGAUCGUGUUGGUCAUCGGUUGAUGUUUUCUUUUUUAUACAUACAUAUAUAUAUAUAUAUAAUAUAUACACCCAAAUAUAUUAUAAACGCGCGCCUCCCAGUUUCGUCGUACGAGAAAACUGCACGGAAAGUCGUGCUCUCUGGGAGGGCAGUGCAGUUUUGAUGGCCACCCCCGAGACUAAACCUGGGUGCUGAACGGGGUUGAGUGUUAUGAUGAAGCAUUGGUGGCAUACCGAAUCACGCAAGAGAGAUCAAGAAUAUUUACUAAAGUCAAGCGAAAAUCCGGAACACACAUUGUGUAGUAAAGAGGGGCAGCUUUCUUCUUGGUGGAAUCGCAGAGAUAUACCUUAUAAUCGUUAGACACACACUCACACCCAUACCUAGGCGACUUGUUUCACCUUUGCAGUACUACGAGACCGGGACAGAUAUCAUGAAAGAGUCAUCCUAACCACACUCGAGGAACACACACACUAAAACCUAUGAUAGUAGAUGAAUUAUUUUAAUGAUCGCAAAGCGCGCACCGUAAGGUGUGUGUCGAGAAGGGGUUUGAGCUGAUCGCGGACUCCGUGCUGCACUGGCCAUCUCUCUCCAUUGGAGAUCAUAUUGGACUCUCACGCGCUCGUGUGUCCGUUUGCAAUAUAUCUAGCGAAGUAGUAGUGAAUAGUGGGACAAAUUGGUGAAAAUUUGAACCAAUAAAGUCCAAUAGCUGAAAGGGAUGAAAAAAUGGCCCAUACAACAGCAACAACAACAAUAUCCUUGCACAGUAAGGACAAAGAUACAAAGUAGUAGUGAUGAUCAUGAUUCAAGUCGAACCUCCCUCUAGCGUGUAGGCUGCACCCAGAGAGCAAGAAGGAUGAAAAUAUAGCGAAACAUAAAAAGGAAACCCAACACGCGCGCAUCAUAAUAAACCGUUCGCUUCCGAGCGCGCGCCCUGUAGCAUACUCUGAUUGGUUUUUGGUUUCGUGGACGCCGCUGCUGUGUUAUGUGCGGCGUUCCGUGGGUUGUGGAAGGCUAGGCUUCCACUCGUGCCGGUGGUUGUUCUGUUGGGAAAGCAAGCAACAACUGCAUCAACCUUCGCCUUCGACUAGAAAAGGAAGCUGAGUGCGCGCGCGCGCGUGUGUGUGUUGUGGUUGGUUACGUUAAAUAAACGAAACGUAUUUUCCCGCAAACGGAAAGCGACGUAGCGUAAUAUUGAACUUAUACGUAGCAACCUGCGACCGAACAGUGGUAAAGUGUUGCCUGUGCAUAACGACGGACGUUACCGUGCGGCUCAGCGUGGCUUUAGACGUUAAACCGAGUUUUGUUCGUCGUGACGACGACAAUCCGCCGAAAGAACGAAUGUGGUGCCACGAGGAAACCCGUCGGCACCCCAGGGAUACGGUAGGAGGCUAUAGUAAGGAAGAACACGUACGGCAAGUUAUGUGUUGUGUAGGAAUUUCGAGCCUACCUGUAUAAAGCUACUAUUAACAAACUCAAUCCAGACCACGCUGUUGUGCGCAUCAUUCAUAUCUGCGCGUCGGACGAUCCACACUGGCAGAUCUCACAGUCUCACUGGGCAGUGAGGCUGCUGGCGGGACUGGGCUGGGCACCGCUGACCCUCGGGCUCACGGGCAGUGGUUACGUUGGUUCCCACCACUACUAGAUACACGUGGUGGGAUUGUAUCUUUUCGAUUUAAUUUAACCUUCUCGUUGUUAUAUCGGAACCGUUUUUGUCUAAAACAGUGGACAAAACAAACAUAACUAUAGCUGCAUGAUGACGCCACACACACACACACACGCGAUGGUGUAUCGGAAGCUGCGUCACGACCGUUGCUGCCCACAAGAUACGGGGGCCACACACGACGCAGUACAUAUAGGCUAUUCUUGCCUGUCUCUUCGUUGCGGGGAAACGAACCGACGAGACAGGAACCGUGUAUAAGUUUAAUCAUGGAAUGGUAAAUUAUUUUAAACCGAGAGAAAAACACAAAAAAAUUCAAACAAGAGAACAGAAGACAAACGCGGGAAAAAGGGUCAGAGAGAACGACGCUUGGAAAGAGAGAGAGAGAGGGGAGAUAGAUAGAGAGCGAAGGGUUAUAUAUCUCGUAAGACGUCUGAAUAAAAAAUCUUUGUAGUAAAUAAACAUAUAAUUUAUAAUAAAUAAAAAAUAUAUAAUGUAAAGAAAAUUAUAUACAUACUACUGCAUAAGUGAUUCAGAUUCAGAUAGUUCACUCAGAGGAUACCGUUAUUAGCGCCAAAAAUGCAUGAUGCAAAAGGAUGUGGAGAUCACAAUGGUGGAACUUCGAUGGCAAAUGCCGCCAAUUGAAACCAUGGCCAACCAUAUUGCGACCCAAUGUUGGUCCUUUGACAAAGGGCUUUCUCUCUAAACUGGUGGCGAUCACAAAUGACGGCAAAAAUGGAUAGAGAACAGUAGAGCAACGAUGGCGAUGGCGAAAUUGAAGACAAACAAAAAUUAACGCAACCCCAAUAUAGCAACAGUCCGAUUACAAAAACAAAUCCAAUCACAAGAAAUUAAGCAACGUCACUAUAGUUUAUAGGUAAUCUGUAGUCCAGCUCCAAGUCUCUUAUGACCACAAAACGAACACGGAAAAUCGAGCGGGAGAAAAACGGUAAGAGAAGCAAAGAAAAUCAAAGAAUAAAUUAAAACACUAAACCAGCCAGACAGCUCUAGUGUUUCAACGUAUAUUACACAAAAAGUCAUAAAGAAGUAAAAAGUUGAAAAAAAGUUUAGUAAAACAAAAAACUGAAAACAAAACACAACACAGACAAAAAACAAUGGCAAAUUUUAGCAUAAUUCUCACACGCACGCGCACGGAAGAAAUAAUCCCCCAUUAAAAAAACACUUGCGCAUCAUCGCGAAACGCAUCAUCGGCUCUUUUAAAUUCCCUUUCAAUUUCUCAACACACGCGAGAAAACACCAAUGUUUGCUAACAGAACGAUUGACACAACAAUAACACGUUUCCACACACACACUCAACACACAACACACGCCCGAAAGAUAAACGGGGUUCCAGUAUAAUCCAGAAUAGUUGUAUUUCCGUACGGAAGCAGGUGCGUUCCAGUAAACAGUAAAAAAAGUGCAUUGUUAGACAAGAAAAAACAAAGAAAAAGUUAAAACAAGUGACAGGAAAUGUAAGUAAAUUACAACACUAUUAUAAAUAACAUAUAACACUAUAUAUAUACAUAUAAAGAUUAACCGUAUCCUCUUCAAGGGCUGAGUGAAAGAUAGAAAGAGGAGCUGCGACCAUUUAGAUGACAUACGAGGAAUGUGUAGAGCAGCAAACACAGCAAAACACACAACUGACUAGAACAUGGAAGAAAGGUAAAUUGUUUUUGUUCUCAAACGUA